This is a messenger RNA of Australozyma saopauloensis, 543 nucleotides long. It is a transcript of the gene TRP99, whose product is annotated as Trp99p. The coding region runs from base 1 to 543 and encodes 180 amino acids. Gene Ontology annotation, molecular function: thioredoxin peroxidase activity. NCBI's taxonomy places the organism in Eukaryota, Fungi, Ascomycota, Pichiomycetes, Serinales, Metschnikowiaceae. The record is from RefSeq and is a predicted model, not a curated record. Gene Ontology annotation, biological process: hydrogen peroxide catabolic process; cellular response to oxidative stress; cell redox homeostasis. The transcript has a single exon. Gene Ontology annotation, cellular component: mitochondrion; cytosol; cytoplasm.
AUGCUUUCUCUCAGAUCAUCCACUCUCCCAAGAUUCGCCCGUACCUUCACCUCCUCGGCUGCUAGAUUCGUUGCUGUUGGUGACAAGAUUCCUUCUGCCACUUUGUUCGAGGGUUCUCCAGGCAACGAUGUCAACUUGGCCGACGAGGCCAAAUCUGGAUCUUCUAUCAUCGUGGGCAUUCCAGGUGCCUUUUCUCCUGCCUGUCUGGCCUCGCACGUUCCUGGCUACUUGAAGCACUUGGCUGCGUUCAAGGAGAAGGGCAUUGACUCUGUUUAUGUGGUUGGUGUCAACGACGCCUUUGUGAUGAAGGCAUGGGGUGAGUCCAUCGACAAUGCUGGCAGUGUGCGGUUCUUGGCCGACCCUAAGGGUGAGUUCUCUGACGCUUGGGACGUGCUUUUCGAUGCGGCCAAGUUCUUCGGCAAUGCUAGAUCGAAGAGAUAUGCAGUUGUCACCAAGGAUGGAAAGGUCACUCAGACUUUUGUGGAGCCAGAUAACGUGUCGGUGGAGGUUUCUGCUGCCGAGGCAGUGUUGAAGAGUCUCUAG